AUGUUGCGCUGGCUGCUGCUGCCGGCGGCGGCGAGUGCGCUGUUGACACAGGACCCUGGCACGACCGCCGUGACGCAGACCGUGGGCGAGAACUUGACGCUAACCCUCAGCUGUCCGGACGCUUCGACGGCGAUCAAUAAGAUUCUCUUUGCGUCCUACGGUAUGCCCAAGGGCGACGGUCUCGCCGCGUCGGCCGAGAGCUACUGCGACUCGCCCAAGUCCAAGCCGGUCGUGCAGAGCUACUGCCUCCAGCAGCAAGCCUGCAGCCUCUGGGCCGUCAACAGCUGGUUUACAGACGAAUGCGUUGGCACGGCCAAGCACUUGACCGUCACGGCGCAGUGCGCAGCUGCCACACCGACACUCGCUCUCGACUCGGGCGCUAUGCUUGCCGCCGCCAACGUGACAGAGAACAGCACGCUCUCGCUUGCCUGCGCCGACACGUCGGCAACCAUCAGCAAGAUUCUCUUCGCCUCCUACGGCUUGCCAAGUAACGUGGGGCUGUACGCUGCCCAGGGCAAGUGCGACGCGGCCAACUCGACCGCGAUCGUCGCCGCAGCCUGUCUCGGCAAGACAGCGUGCAGCGUCAGCGCCGACAACAGUGUGUUUGGAAAUCCCUGCGCCAGCAUUCGCAAGCAUCUCACCGUCACAGCGCAGUGCACCUCGUCCAACAAGAGCUCAUCUUCGACCGCGCUGAUUGUCGGUAUCGGCUGCGGCGUUGCCGUCCUCAUGGCCGUCGUUGGCGGCUACGUCUGCUGCUCUCGGCGGCGCAAGGAGCCUCUCGAGACACGCCCGGAUACCCCCGUCUACCAAAUCCUCGAAAGCACCACCAACCGCGCAGACCCCAAGCCGCGAACACGCAACAGCAGCGUCGCAACAGGGCCAACCGGGCCUACGAGUGGACCCAAUGACGCCAGCCAACACCACAAGACGUACCCCGAAUCGUUUGUCGGCGCCAGCUGGACCCGCCCCAUCGAGAUCGAGUGCGUCGUCGAGUACAUGGACCUCGGCGAUCUUCGCAACUACCUCAUGACGACGCGCCCGGGUGUCCUUACGUGGAGCCAAAAGUACGACGUCAUCCUGAGCGUCAUCCACGGCCUCGUGUACCUGCACACGUUCAAGGUCCCGAUCAUCCACCGCGACCUCAAGAGCCGCAACAUCCUCCUCGACUCGGUCAAGGUUUGUUACAAAUUGGCGAUUUUACUGCAACCUAACCCUAUGGUGGUUAGGGUACCAAGCUCACGGACUUUGGCACGUCGCGCGCCGCCGAGGCCGACGACACGAUGA
Molecule: messenger RNA, 1284 nt
Organism: Saprolegnia diclina VS20
Lineage: Eukaryota; Oomycota; Saprolegniomycetes; Saprolegniales; Saprolegniaceae
Exons: 5
Coding region: 1-1284 (427 amino acids)
Biological process (GO): protein phosphorylation
Molecular function (GO): protein kinase activity; carbohydrate binding; ATP binding
Source: RefSeq, a predicted model, not a curated record